GUGCACUAUUGUGUGCGGCUGAAAAAAAGAAAGAGCAAAAAAGGAGGGGGAAGAAAAGAGACUCGGGCUCUUUGUGUGGAGAGGACUCAGCAGGGAAGAGAUUUGGCAAUUACUUCAGCUUGCCGGCAAGGCGAGCUCAGUUCCUCUGAUCUGUACACUAGACUGUCUCACUCUGAGCGCUGCCUUUCUGAACACACGCAAGAGAGAGCGUGUGUCUAUGGGUUGUGACUGGACGCGCUUCAAGCGCCAACAGCGACUCAGGAUUUCUCUCCCUGAUGAUGAGAGCAGACGUCAGACCGGUCCAUGAAUAUUGAUGUGGAGGUAGUCUGUUUCAUAGACGAACAGAAGGAAGCAAGAUGGCUGCCCUUUAGGAUUUGUUUAAGAGGAGACGGUUUGGUGGAAUUCAACAAAGUGGAGGGACUUAAAACAAGGACGCAGAGAGGGCAGCCUAGUGAAUGGACCCAGAGCAGACCAGAUGGAAACAGAAAAGACCAGCCAUGAGACGGAAAAAAGUCUGACAUGCUCACAAAUCAGUACCACUCCGCAGACAGACACUCUGCUCGCCAAAAGGCAGAAUGGAGAUCAGUCACCUGAUAUCUUAUCCCAGCAGUUCAAUGGGGACACCAACUGGAGCCAUUUUAAGCCCAGCACAGAGGUCUUCUCAAUGAAAAGGCAAUGGGAGAUUGACAGCAGCCCUGCUAACAUGCAAGGGAUGUUUGAUCAAAGCAUGUAUGAGAUGAAUGGAGACACGAAGCAUGCUCUUGGUCAGCAACCAAAACAACUCAGCACUGAUCUAGAGAUAAAUGGAGAUGAGGACCUGGGAUUCCCCAUGCACAAGCCAGGGCAUUGUGAAUUAAAUCAUAGCAAGAGAAACUGUAACUUUCCCAAUGGGGAUAUCUUCUCACUGUCUAGGAACAAACAGGUUCCGAUGUCAAAUGGUGCUACAAAGAACCCACAUUCAGUAAAGGGUACAACUGGUGACCUCUUAGAGAAAACGUUGUCUCAGUAUUACCCAGAGCAUGUGUCCAUUGCACCUCAAACCAACUCAUCUCAAGUACAUCAGGUCACCAGCAACCCAAAUGAACAUGCAACUCCUUCACCUUCAUUUACCUCAGGUAUUCCUAGCUCACCCCAAACGUCUGCCUCCAAGCCGCUUGCCAAGGUACCCCCAGAGGUGCACUACAACCAGGAAUUUACUCAGAAUGGAUACCAUGUCAGCUUUACAGCUGACCAAAGGCAAAGGACGUCUACCUAUCCUGGGUGUGAUCUCCCAGAGAUGGGAAAACAUUCUGUGUGUCAGGCAGGUGUGGAGUCCAAUCUAAAAUCACAGACAGGCAUCAAUGGUUGUUCACCCAUCCAGAACGAUGGAGAAGGCCUUCAAAAUGACACAGAGUGUUUAAGAAAGUUCAAACAAGAUUUGAGCCAGGAAUCUUUGCCCAGACUACUGGCAGGAUCCCCCUUAGCAACUGAAAGGGAUGGUACAUUUACUUCAUUCAACAGCCCCCAGGCACAAUGCACUCAAACUGGUCAGCAGAACCUACAGUUUAAAAUGCCACUGAUUGAUGGCAGCUUCCAGGAAAACAGAGACUUGUCUUUGCCACAGCAACAGACUUUUGAGACUCAAACAGUAGACAGAGGGUUACUAUCUCAGGCCUGUACAGCAGAUCCUCAGAAUCAAAGCAGUGAGCGAGAUAAGCCUCCGACAGGUCAGGAAAAGUCCACCCAGAUGGACUGGAUUGAUUUAAACUCAGCUCCAGUAACACGGCCAUCUACUGAACACUCUCACACAUGGGAUUUUUGCCCUUCACAAGGGGUCCAAAUUCAGCAAAACCAACCGAGCCAAAGCGAAGUAAUCAAUCCGGUUCCCCCAAACAACAUCCCAUCACAAAAUUUCAGCAAGCCCACUUUUGACACAAAUGAAAGUCAGAUGCAAGAUUGUUACAAAAAUUCCCAACCCCCUACACAAUUGCCACACAGUUCUGCCCCCGAAUGUCAACAGAGAAAUUCUAAUGUGCAUGGCCACUUUAACACACAAUAUAACAAACCACAGCAAUUAUGCAAAAAUGACUCGGACCAGAUUCAGUCUUCUGGUCCACCACCUGUUAAGCCUCAACAGCAGCCCACCAUCUCAUUUCCCUAUCAGCUGCCUCAGGAUGGACACGGUUUACAAGUAGAUCCACAAUCACAAGGUGUUUCACAGAGUCAGACAGAUGAACCCAUCUUGAAAAGACCUAAAAUGGAAGGCUGCCCUGCCUCAGAAUCACAGAUGUUACCACUAGCUAAUAACAACUUUACGUUUUCAGAUCCUUUUAGGUCAAAUGUACAGCUUCCGUCUAACGAAGUUCAAGCUAUGCUAGGUGAUGCAAUACAGAUCCAACAAAACCUCCAGAACACUCAGUGCUCACAGAGCACCAGUAAACAACAUCAAAACUACCAGCAACCUCUCCAUCACAGGACAUACAAUGAUCUGGAAUUUUUCCAGUCUCAACAUUCACACUCUCAAUUGUCACAAGUUUUGAAUGGUCCACAGACACCUACUCAAACAAAAACCAAAGCUGAAUUUCAAGAGCCCUGUGCCCAAAUCCAGAAAGGGUCUCUGUCGAACCAAGGUGUUCAAGCAGAUAUGCAGAAGCAUGCAGCAUUGCGAAUGCACCAUUUUCAGAAGCAGGGGAGGCAAAGCCCCUACCACAUCAGGCCAGAUAUGCUGGCCUUGAAAAGUGAAAACUCAAUUGUAGUAAAGCAGGAGGGUAAUUCUUCAGAAUGUGCACAAAGCCAGCAGAGGAGCAUUCUAGCUACCAUGGAACAGCAAUUAAAACAGUAUCAGCUCUCAUCUGUGUUUGAAAGAAAAUCUUUGGUCAUUAAGUCACCCAAUAAAGUGAAAGUGGAAAUGGCUGGAGCGGUGACUGUGCUCUCAACCAGUACUGAGGGGAACAUCAAGGAGCAGUGCAAACCAAAUAACUUUACCCCACCUAAAAAGAUUCAAAAUGGUUUACAAUCCUUUCUGGAGUCACCCAUGAAGCUGCUUGGUACACCAAUAAAAAACCUCCUCGAUACACCUUUGAAGACACAGUAUGAUAUUCCUUCGUGUCAUUGCGUUGAUCAAAUUAGUGAAAGGGAUGAAGGUCCAUAUUAUACACACUUAGGAGCAGCAUCAACUGUUGCAGGCAUUCGUGAAAUUAUGGAGAAAAGGUCUGGGCUGACUGGAAGUGCCAUUAGAAUUGAGAAGGUUGUGUAUACAGGCAAAGAAGGAAAAAGCUUGCAGGGCUGCCCCAUCGCCAAAUGGGUGAUACGGAGGGCAAGUGUGGAUGAAAAACUCUUGGUAUUGGUGCGAGAGCGGGCUGGUCACUCUUGUGAGACAUCCUGUAUAAUGGUGGUUAUCAUAAUUUGGGAAGGCAUAUCAACCAACCUGGCUGACUCUCUUUACUCAGAACUCAGUGAUACUUUAACAAAACAUGGUGCUUUAACCAACCGCAGAUGUGCUCUCAAUGAGGAGAGAACAUGUGCAUGUCAGGGUUUUGAACCUGAUGCCUGUGGAGCCUCUUUCUCAUUUGGUUGCUCUUGGAGCAUGUACUAUAAUGGUUGCAAAUUUGCUAGGAGUAAAGUCCCUCGAAAGUUCAAACUGCUUGGGGAUGAUCCCAAAGAAGAAGAGAAACUGGAACAAAAUCUCCAGGGUCUUGCAACUUUCGUGGCCCCAGUGUAUAAAAAAAUGGCUCCUGAUGCUUACACCAAUCAGGUGGAGCAUGAAAAUAGAGCUCCUGAUUGCCGUCUUGGGCAGAAAGAAGGGCGCCCAUUUUCUGGAGUGACAGCCUGUCUAGAUUUCUGUGCCCAUGCCCACAGAGACUUGCACAACAUGCAGGGGGGCAGUACUGUGGUCUGCACGCUUACACGAGAGGAUAAUCGUGAGAUCGGAAAAAUUCCAGAGGAUGAGCAACUGCACGUACUUCCCUUAUACAAGGCCUCAUCCACUGAUGAGUUUGGCAGUGCUGAAGCUCAGCUGGAAAAGACCAAAACUGGGGCUAUUCAGGUACUCAGUGCCUUUCGCAGACAGGUGCGUAUGCUGUCGGAGCCUGCCAAGUCUUGCCGGCAGAAGAAGCUGGAAGCCAGGAGAGCUAACAAGUCAACCAACCCCAACACACCAAACUCCAAAAUGGAUAACACCCAGCAAACAAGGCAGAAACAAAGUGUUACUGAGAACCUGGGCCAGAACCAACCUAUAACAGGUCCAAGCAACAUGAAAACAGAUCCUGGCCAUCCCCCAAGUGCACACGCGACCCAUCAGCAGCACCAGCAGAUUCCCCACCCCAAUCCUGUCCCACCUUACGCUGGUCCACCAUACCCUAGAUUCUCAAAUGCACAAGUAACCUUACCAAACACUUCUAAACUAGUAAACAUGCAUCCUCAAACACUUUCCCCUACCAGUCCUUAUCUUCCACCAGUGAAUGUGCCCAACUCUUACAUGAAUGCAUCCACCCCAUAUUCAAGGUCACUUACACCCAACCCCAUGUACCCUGGUUACCAACCUAAUGGGGGAAUGCCCAUAGACAACUACCACCCUUAUUACUCUCCAAAUAUAAAACAUAGUAUGAAUAUGUAUCAGGCUCAAAUGAAUUUACCUUACUUGGAGCAGCAGUACAAUGCACAUCAAGAUUAUGGGGUCAACUACCCACCUCACUACGGAGAGCCUAGAAUGCCAGUCAAUGGUUAUGGCACCUGUAAUGUGAGACCUGGCAUGCACUCCAUGGGACAUUAUCGGGGUUACAGCCCCAAUGUGCCACCUGAUGCCUUCCCAAGGCCUCCCUCAACCCAUCCACAUUUGGACUAUGCAGCUGUCAGCAAAAGCAGCCAGUUUGAAGCCUAUGCCAAACCUCAUAUGUCACAGAAUUGUCACGUAUUUCCUCCAAAUCUAGAUACGUUAAGGAUGCAAAAUAAUAAGUUAAACAUGCAUGGAGCAAAUGGUAUCUCCCAAGUGUUUCCUCCUUUCAGCAACGAAUGUGUCAACCCAAACCAACCUCCAGACAUGAAGCUUUCUAAUGAAAAUGUCCUUAACCCUCAAAUCAAACAAGAACCACAGUCCCAGACUCUGGAACAAAAAGAGGAGGAUGUGUGGUCCGACAGUGAGCACAAUUUCCUUGACCCUGAAAUCGGAGGGGUGGCAGUGGCGCCUAGUCAUGGUUCCAUCAUUAUCGAGUGUGCGAAGCGUGAGCUCCAUGCAACUACACCCCUCAGGAAACCUGAUCGCAACCAUCCCACCCGCAUCUCUCUGGUCUUCUACCAGCAUAAGAAUUUGAAUGAAGCGAAACACGGACUGGCAAUGUGGGAGGCAAAGAUGGCAGAGAAGGCCCGGGAGAAGGAGGAAGAUGCUGAGAAGCAUGGUGCUGAAAACACAUCCAGCAAGAGCAGUGGAAAGAAGGCGAAACGAGAACAUACGGAACCUUCUGAACCUUCGGAGCCUCCAUAUAAGAAAUUUGUUCUCAAGCUUUUUGAAAAGUCAAUGUCCUGCACAACCAAUACAUAUGUGAAUACAUCUCCCUAUGCCUUUACCAAGGUGACUGGACCUUACAAUCAUUUUCAGUAAAACCUCUUUAGGUUUAAAAACCUAACUUAAGAGAACAGAUGGCAUCAAACAAAUUAAAUCGUGCUAAUAAAUAGUGUCGCAGACCUCAGUGCUAUUGGCUAGUUGACCCAGAGUGCUUUUUCAGUUUGUGCAAGGAAUGUGAAACAAGAUUUAAUAUCGCACUAUAUGGAAAGGCAGAGCAGAUGGAGAUCAUUGAUAACAUUGACACAUUAGGGUUGUCAGCGCUUAGAAGGUCAGGCUUUACUGUUUGACCAAUCAGAAGUAUUUAUUUAUUAUUUGAUUACUCUCAUUUGAUUACACACUGUUCUUCUUCCAUGGUGCUUAUAGUCCGACAAAUUUGGACAAAUUACUGGAAACAAAGGUUUUUGUGGCUAAUCUAUUUUUUUCAUGUUGCUAGGGAGUUUUAAAAUGCCUUUUCAAAGACAGAAACUCAUUGUAUAUUUUAACUAAAAGGCAAUGAAUGAAGAUUGAAGUUUAAAAUGAGCAAUUAAAAUAUCUUAAUAGCCAAAUAAACGAAAGGUGUAUCCCAAAUCGCCUACUUAUGCACUAUUCUAUGCAAUUUUGUAGUAUAAAUAGUGUGAUUAGUGUGUUUUAUAUCACAAUUUUAAAAAAAGGUGCACUUUAGGUACCCAGAUGAUGCACUCAAGUUGAAAGCUGCACUCUUACAAAUAAAAGUGCUUAAAAGGUUCUUCACAGCGAUGCCAUAGAAGAACCAUUUUUGAUUCCACAAAGAACCAUUUAGUCAAAGGUUCUUUAAAAACAAUCUCUUUCUUAUCUCUUCAUAAUCUGAAAAACUUUUUUUCACCACAAAGAACCUUAUGUGAAACAGAAAGGUUCUUUGGAUGUUAAAGGUUCUUCAUGGAACCAUUUAGACAUAAAAGGUUAUUCUAUGGCAUCGAAGAACCUUUUUAAGAACCUUUAUUUUUAAGAGUGUGGACACUUCAAUCAACGGUCGCAGUUUUGUUCACGUAGCGGAAAAGACUGUGCGAUAUAAACUCACCUGCAGGGACUAUUACUCUUUAGUCUGAUGGUGACUGAGGUCAUGUUGGACAAAACAAGUAAUAAUUACAUCACAAGUACAAUGUACAAAUUGAGUUUUAUUAACGCCCAUUGUGUAAUGUGUUUGACGUCAUUAGUAUUCGGGAAACAGCUUCUAUUUCUGGUUAGUAAAAAGCCAUUUGAGAUGAUACUACACUUCUAAAAUUCAUAUACUAGAUGCUAGAGUACAUAGUGCAUACUGUAUAGCAUGCCAUUUGGGAUGCAACUUUCCUUAAUUGGUGUUUUAGAAGCACUUUCAUAGUGAGGGUGUUUACUUUCUGCCCUCCAAUCUGAAAGACAAUUUUUAUGUUGAUUUGACAAAGCCGAUAUACUAUCAUUUAGCAUACUGAUAUCCUAUUUAAAACUUUUUUUGAACGUCUGCCUAUAUCUACUCAUAGCGUUUUCAAGCUACCUACAACAAACUUGGCACAGAUCUUCAGGUUCCGACUUGGGUUGCUAUAUGUUUUCUAACAGACUUGACUUUUUCUAUAAUAAACAUUUAAAUGUGCCAAAAAUCCCAUCGAUUUCCACAGAAAAUUGGUGACUGUAAAAAAUCCUUGAGCUUUCAAGCUACAUCCACUAAACCCAGCACAGACCUUUCACUUCUCAUGCUAAUUAUUAGUUCACUUUCUGUCGGUCUCUCGACGUUGUGUUGAGCCGACAGAUGGGGUUCGCUCUUGAGAACCUAUCAAUUUCUGACUAGUUUAGAAAAGGCCAAUGAAAUUGGCGAAUGAAAUUUGCAUGCCGGACUCUGCCCCCGGAUAUCCGGGUAUAAAAGGGAGAUGGCGUGCUGCAUUCAUUCACCUUUUGUUCUUCGGAGCCUUCACUCUGAUUGACUUCGAGACUUCAUCUCUACGCCGAAUUACUGCUGGAAUCUUAUGAUGUGAUGCAGCGGACUGUCCCUUCCUGCAGCGACUUCUCCUGGGCGUCUCGGCAGUGCCAGAAGAGUUCGAGUUUUUUUCUCUAAAAGAGCAAAUUUCUCCAGCGUGGCAUGUCCCGCUGUUCUCAUGGGUGCAACACACUCAUCGAGGAGGGGGACGGACACGAUGUCUGCUUCCAGUAUGCUGGGGCAGACGUUGUGGAUAUGUCCUGCCCGCACUGCGGGCGGUUGACGAUUCAGACAUUGCGUUAUGGGUGGCUGUGUUCCCACGGGACUCAGCCACCACCUCAUCUGCUCCCCGUUCCGUGACGGCAGGACUACGGCCCUGCCAUCCGCUACGGCAAGUAGCGAGGGUGAUAUGAGGAUCACUGUGAGCGUUAAUCCGCCAGCCACUGGCUCACGGACCGUUGCACCUCGUCUCGCUCGUCUGACCGUUCCCCAGGAGAUGGUCCCACCGUCUUGUUCCUCAACCACGUAUUCGGAAACGGUGCGUGAUAAUGAUGAGAUGUCCCUUGCAGCAUCGGGGGGUGACGUACUGCCAUCCGACUCCGACGCUUCCUCGGGCUCCCUGCCUCGGGGGGUCGAGCCCAGGAAGAAGCGGACGUCUAAAUGUCAGCCAUGCUUUCCUGGGCCGCCGUGAGCGUUGGGUUGCAGUGCCUGCACUGCCUCUCCCGGCGCUCGCGGCUGGAUACAUGUUGCCUCGGGCUUGAGCGCGGCUCCAAGCUGCGCCCGCCCCCAGUGCCGUGUUUUCUGGAAGUGCAUGAGGAACUUAGUAAGACCUGGAACGCCCCUCUCUGACACGUUCACGUCUAACAAGUUCUGUCACCCUCUCUUCUUCCCUCGAGGGUGAGGCAGCUAGAGGAUACGUCGAUGUCCCCCAGGUGGAGCGUGCUGCCGCGGUGCACUCGUGCCCGCAGGCAGCGGCCACCUGGGGGGCUCGACCUAGACUCCCGUCCAAAGCAUGUAGGGUCUCGGUAUCUUUCGUGUCGAGAGCUUGCAUUGCUGUGGGCCAAGCAGCCUCCUCUCCACGCUAUGGCUCCUGCCAGGCCAAGGCAUUGUGAGAGCUCCACGAGGUUAAGACCGACCCAGCGCUUAUGCACGACGGUGACGACGGUUGCCUCCCUGCAGGGUUGGGGUGCUGUGUGCAACAGGCACGCAGUGUCGGGGUGGUGGAUGGGCCCCCGCCUGCAUUGGCAUAUCAACUGCCUAGAGUUGUUGGCUGUGCUACUUGCACUGAAGAGGUGGCAAACUCUUGUGCAGGGCAAGCAUGUGCUGGUCCGGUCAGGACAGCACAGCUGCCGUGGCGUUAUUAAUCCUCUGGGUGGCAUUCGCUCACGGCAGCUAACACGACUCGCCCGACGCCUCCUCCUCUGGAGUCAGCAGGUGAUCAACUCCCUGCGAGCCACACACAUCCCAGGCGACCUGAACCAGACAGCCGACGCGCUCUCUCGUCAGUCGACGCCUUGCGGAGAGUGGCGACUCCAUCCCCGCGCAGUCCAGCUCAUAUGGGAGCAGUUCGGCCAGGCGCAGGUGGACCUGUUGCCUCCCUGGACUCCUCCCAUUUCCGCUUUGGUACUCCCUUACCGAGGGACCCCUCGGCACGGAUACCCUAGCGCACAGCUAGCCGCAGGGUAAGCGGAAGUACGCCGUCCCCCCAGUGAGCCUCAUUGCACAGGUCUUGUGCAAGGCCAGGGAAGAGGAGCAUCAAGUGGUACUAGUUACGCCCUAAUGGCCUAACCGGACUUGGUUCUCGGAGCUAAGGCUCUUGACAACAACUCCCCCCUGGCCACUCCCCCUGGUGAAGGACCUGCUUUCCCAGGGGAAGGGGCACAUUACGGCAUCCCAGGCAGAUCCCUGGGACCUCCAUGUCUGGACGGGACGAGGAGAUCCUGAGUGGUCCACCUCCUGCGGUGAUUGGGAUAUCACUCAGGCUAGGGCCUCGGCCACUAGGUGGCUAUACUCCCAUAAGUGGCGCCUCUUCUCGUCCUGGUGCUCUUCUCGGAGAGAAGACCUGUGGAGUUGCUCAAUCGGGAACGGGCAGUCCCUUAGGGAGAUCAACGGCUAUAUUACGCCUCCCUUCUUUCCCCACUGGGUAAAGAACAGGCAUUCCAUCCAUCACUAAGCACCUUCCUGGGGGCAGGCUGGGCAGAGGAGCCCUGCCCCCUUAGGCCGGGGAACAGUUGAGUUAUCUACCACAUAGCUCUAACCGGACCUAGUGCUCCAGACGUGGUAACCCCCAGCCUUCCCCCCAUGGCGGUUCCGUCUGAUGUAUCCUCAUGAAUGGUUCCCACCUCGGCAACCCAUGACCUCCCUAGGUGGACUUCCACCUUGCGGUUAACUCCUUCAGUCCGCACAUUUUCCCAUGAGUUCUCCCUGUGGUGAGACCAUGUGGUGUCUCCACUAAUUCCUCCCUACGGUAGGUAGUGGUCUCUGUAGCGUUUUUCCCCCAGGGGGAAUAAUGCUUACCCAGUGGCCCUUACGGUGCCGUUAGAGAAUCAAGGCCUCCACCUGUGACAGCCGGUGGCAGGGGCUUCCCACCUUUUCUUCAAAAGCUCUGGGACCCCCUACCUCUCCACUGGACGGUUACAAUUUCGCGCUAGCGCUCACGUCUGACUCGCCCAGGCCAGUCAGCUUCGCUCCUCUAGAGAUUGUGAUGCGGCACAGCACUGUUGCUUUUCCAUAGGAACCCCAUCUGUCGGCUCGACACAACGUCGAGAGACCGACAGAAAGGGAACAUCUUGGUUACGGAUGUAACCUCAGUUCCCUGAUGGAGGGAACGAGACGUUGUGUCCUUCUUGCCACAACGCUGGCCGCCCGUUGCAGCGGUCGAGGGAUGCUCAGGCUCCUCAGACCAUAAGAUGAAUGAAUGCAGCACGGGGCGGAGUCCGGCAUGCAAAUUUCAUUCGCCAAUUUCAUUGGCCUUUUCUAAACUAGUCAGAAGUUGAUAGGUUCUCAAGAGCGAACCCCAUCUAUCGGCUCGACACAACGUCGAGAGACCGACAGAAACGGAACUGAGGUUACAUCCAUAACCAAGACGUUUUCUUUUCUAUUAUUUUUUACUAUGUUUUUUUAUUCCUUUUUUGUAUAUCUGUCUGUCUGAUGGUCAUUUGUCAGGAGGGCCUGUAAAACUUAUAAACCUCAAGCUUUUAAAGCUAUUGUAAAUUGUUCAGACAAGGCUUUGUCAAGCUCAGUUAAUGGAGUUAAUGGAGGGCACUCCAUCAUUGGGUGAGACUCGAUCAUGCACGCUGCAUUCAUUUUAGUUUUUAAAUGUGGACAACUAUACUGAUAAGAUACUGAAUUUUUACAGAAUUUUUCUGGUGCUUUUACAAUUUAACAAAUUCUUUUUACUUAUUGUAUAUUGAGCCAUUUAAGAUGCAUUUUGUAACAGUAAUGUUUUUAAAGAGAAAUCACAGGAAGAGUGACAUUUUGCAAUACUGAAUACAGAUUCUUAGCUUAGUGUAACUGAUACUGAGUCUAGGGAAAACAAUGGUCAAUAUUUAUGUCCUCAAUGCAUUUAUCAAGGAACACAUAACAGGGUUACAUAUAGAUCAGUGACACUGAUUUAAAGGCAGCUGGCUCGGCUUGCUGUGGGGGAUUUUAUAUAAUGCAACUUUAGCUGUAUAAAAAUGUGUACAGUAAAUUAAUACUUUUCUAAUGUAUGCUUUGAUUUUAGUUUAGUAAGGAAGAGUACUAUUUCUUUGGGUUUGAACGGAUCUUAUUUCAAAUGGUGCUACUUGACCUACUAUACAGUAAAUAUAAUGUGAGAAUCUCUAAAGGGUGGCAAGAAGGCUUUUGAAUGAUGUAGAGAAUCUACUUUUCAUAUACCUCAGAACUAGUUUGGCAAUAGAAUUCUAAUACCAAGGUGUUUAUUUUAUUUUAUUAGCAAACACUUUGUAGCAAAUAUAACCUUAAGGCCAUUGAUGCCAAGUUCAGUUUUUACUUUCUUCACACUUGGUCUUCUAGAAAGUAUUACUUGAACUUCAAGUUUCAAUGGAAUUGCUCAAUCAGGGAUAAAUCAGCUUAUUGCUGUGCGUAAACAUCACUUGUGUAUGUGCUAUCCUCUCUAAUUCAGGUAUUCUCCUUUGCAUCUGAAAAUCCUUAUGAAUUACUUGUAUAUAUCACACACAUCUAACUUUGUUAAAAAAAAUUAAAUGACAUGCAUUUUCAUACCGUGUUAAAGUGGAAUGCUCACAUUUUUUUCCCAGAAGAAAUCAGAACAAGAAAUCAGUCCAUUAAAGGAAAAAGGCAAGGAAAAGGCUUUGAAAUAUAUAAAGCAAUGCAUGUGCUCCUCACUUAAAGACCAAGUCAGUUAUUAUAUGCACAUUUAGUUGCAUAUGUAUAGUUUGAGGCUAAAUGUAUUUACAGCCUUUAAACAUACACUAAUGCCUCCCAUAUCCACAUUUAUUGAAGCUAAUUAUAUUUAUUAAGUCCUUGGUAAUAAAACUAAUUCCACUAUAACAUUUAUAUGAAUAAAAGCACUUCAUUUGUUUAAAAAAAUAAAUAAUUACAUACUACAAAAAUCUAUGUAAAUUUAAAAUAGGCAGACUAUUGUAAUGUAAAUGUAAUAAAUUGCCACGUUGUAUAAACCACAUGCUUGCAUUGCUUUAGUCGAAGUCCAUUCUUUAUUCUAUGUCCAGCUUUUUAAUGUUAAAUAGUCAAUUUCGUGUUACACGUACUGUCACCCUACACAUCUAUUAGAAAUUGCGAAAUGUAGCCUGUAACAAACGCUCUUGUUCGUAUGCAGGUUUCUAGAGUUUUUGCCUACAACAGCUAUGUUUACAAGAAAUUACUCUGAUGUACUCACUAGUUAUGGAAGAACCUUCCAUUUAGUAGUUUAGUUGUUUAAUUUCAGCGUACAGGACCCAGCUUGAGUAGCAACAUAUGAAGCAGGAGAAGAGCGUUUAGAUAAUAGCGGGUGACACGAAUAGCCAUACUUGAAGUUGCUUCGGAGUGUUUCUGAGUGGAGUCAACUUUACUUGAACGAAUUUCUGACUUCAACUAACAUACUGGGGUGCAGAACUCUUACUUUAAGCUAGAAGUUUAUGUACACACAUUGGUAUUUUCAACAUUAGACACUAAAGACUUAAAUGUGCUAUUUUCUGCCUUUUUUGUAUCGCUUUCCUUGUACUCUUUAAAAAAUCUGUCAUGCUUAAAACGUUGAAUCAAGAAUGCCGUUGAAUACUGUAAGUAUUGUAAUGUACUGAAGAACUGAAUGCAGUUUAUUUGAAAGUUAUUUGUUGAUUUGUCAUCAUUCCUGAUAUUGCUGAAUUGUGGGUGUUUUUAAUAAAUUUAUAUUUAUUUCAAGUA
This is a messenger RNA of Triplophysa rosa, 12800 nucleotides long. RefSeq names its product tet methylcytosine dioxygenase 2 (gene tet2). The record is from RefSeq and is a predicted model, not a curated record. The transcript has 10 exons. Bases 476 to 5575 code for a protein of 1699 amino acids. Gene Ontology annotation, biological process: myeloid cell differentiation; positive regulation of transcription by RNA polymerase II; oxidative demethylation. Gene Ontology annotation, cellular component: nucleus. Lineage: Eukaryota; Metazoa; Chordata; Actinopteri; Cypriniformes; Nemacheilidae. Gene Ontology annotation, molecular function: DNA 5-methylcytosine dioxygenase activity.